Neltuma alba is the source of this 1066-nucleotide messenger RNA. Its product is annotated as KH domain-containing protein At5g56140-like. Lineage: Eukaryota; Viridiplantae; Streptophyta; Magnoliopsida; Fabales; Fabaceae. The record is from RefSeq and is a predicted model, not a curated record. Bases 1 to 696 code for a protein of 231 amino acids. The transcript has 4 exons.
AUGGAUUUGCUUGACAUACUUUCGUGCCUGCAGGCAAAGGCCCCAAUGGAUCAUAGUUUACUGAGGUUUACUGUGAAGAUAAAGUUGGAUAUAUUUAUACAGCCUGUAAAACUUGGAUUUGCACCGACGCAAGAAUUAAGAGGCACACAUCUCUGGUUGGGACCCAUACCACUCAGGAGAGCCUCAAAGGGCUCUCUCUCGUUUACACCCACACACCCUUCCUGCCAUUCCCCCAAUCCCCCAAAGGCGCAGGCGGUGGGCGGCGUGGGAUCGGAUCUCGCUCCUCCAGGCAUGUCUUUCUCCGGCGCCGGCGUCGGCAGUAGGUUCAUGGCUUUCUCUCCCUCACCGUCAGCUCUUCACUCGCCUCAUCUUUCCGGUCUUCGCUCUGCCGCCGCCUCCUCUGCUCUCCUCGAGCAAGAGAAAUAUUUAUCUGAGUUACUGGAAGAACGUCAUCAUCUUAGUCCUUUCACGGCUGUGCUUCCCCUCACCUACAGAUUGUUAAGCCAAGAAAUUUUGCGUGUAACCACUCUGUUGGGGAAUGCAUCAGUUUUAGGUCAAAGUGGGCUUGAACAUGGUAGCCCCCUGGCUUCUGGAGGAUUAUUUUCAAAUGGAGGUGCCGAUAUGAAUGGAUGUGCAUCACGAUUUCAAUCAGAAGUACGGAUACUAACCAUUAACAUUAACUUCUUUUCCGUCUAAUACUGUAUUUUAGAAGCAUUUCUGACAAUUUUUACAUUUCAUGCUAACUCAUAACAUGUGUUCAGGUGCUUACAGGUUUAAAUGUUGUUAGUGGCAGGUAGUGCUAAGCUAACUUAAUCAAGUUCUGACAAUCAUUAAUAGCUUAGCUUCUGAUACCGGAAUCCUGCUAAGGGUUCUGGCUUUUGUCUUCUUUUGGACUUGAGAUAUACUAGAUUGGAUGUAAAUGAUUGACAACCCUUAAAUUUUGUGACCACUAUAACUACUGUAAAAUAACAAAUGUAAAUGAAAUGUAAUGCAAUGUGUCAGCUGUGGAAACAUGUGCGUAUUAAGAUGGGAAUCUUGUUUAAUGCGGUUUUGUUUUAUUUUAUUU